AUAAAAGUAGCCCUAUACAGAAAAGAGAUACCUCAGUAUCUAUUCUUGUUGAAUGUGGGCAAAUGAUAAAUAAUUUCUAAUUUCAAAUCACAACUACCCACUGCUUUUCGCACAGAAUGUCCACUGUUUGCUCUGUAUAGGGGUUCAAAAAUAUUGAUUUCUGGUUAAUUUUCAUGAUGAAGAAUCUACUAUUUAGAGAGUGUUUCUUAGAAAUUUUGCGCCUAAAAACGCUGUCAGUCAAAAGAAAUCUGUUGAUCGUGAAUAUAUUUUUUUUUUUGAAUUACUGUCACAUAAAAUUCAAAUAUUUUUGUUCCUCAAUCGAUUGUAAUAUUUUCUAUUUCGGAAUGCAGACAAAAAAUCAUUAUUACGUUCAUUUCCGUUUUAACUGCAAUCAAGUCAGCAUGGCUUCCUCUACACUCUUUCACUUUCAGUGGUUCGUAUUCUGUCUGUUUCAGGAGCUGAAUCCAUCAAGAUGUCGGCUCACUUGACGUGGAUGAUCAUACGUGGCAACAACUCUUACUUAUUGAAGAAAAGGAAUAUCAAUAAACCAUUCAGCACUGAGCCAAACAAUCUGCUGAACGUGGCCUCUUUCAGGUACAAUGGUCUAAUUCACAGGAAAUCUGUCGGAAUUGAAGCUCCUGCCGACAAGAAAGGUUUCACAGUGGUCACAAAGCGUGCCAAGAAGCAUCACAAGCCAGGAAAGUCUCUGGUUAAGACAACGAUGAAAUCCGGCCCAGCUAGAUCGUUGCUGAAGCUGAGGCGUAUGCUCAAGAAGACUCAUUACAGAACCGACCUCACCAAGGCUGCCUUGAGAAGAGCCAGUGCUAUUCUGAAAUCCCAGAAGAGGACAGUUCCCGUUAAGAAGACAAGAGCAAAGAAAUCUGAAUAAGUAUUUUUUUGUCAAUAAUUGAAUAAAUCCUUUUUGUUUAUACAAACAGUCGAUGUAAUUGAUUCUAGGUCCACGCUCUUCCCUUGUAAGUACCAUCAUGACAAUGUACAAUUCUAAAUUGAAUGUUGACGUGACCUGAGACAAAACUUAUAUUCAGUAUGUAAUAUUUUCUUUAUCUUAUCUUUUUUAUCUAUUUACUGCCCACUCUUAAGAUUUCGUUGUAAUAAUGACUAGAUCACUCUAAAAGUAUGGAUUCAGUAAAGCUUGUCUUGUAAACAGGUUUCAAAAUGUGGAGUGUAUGCAGUCUGUGAUGAUUACUGAACUCUCUCUUCUUGAGAUAUUCUAUGAAACCAAUCAAGUUUCUGAGACUGUAUGAUAUAUGCUACUCCCGUUUUGUUUCGAAUUUUAAAUUAUUCUAUUCGUUCUGGAUAUAUUUGAAGAAAUUUAAUUGAAAAAUGGUGAAUUUUCAAUUUUAUUUCAAUGAGACUAGUUGAUGACCUUCAAAAUUAUCACCAAGAUCUCUGAAUCUCUAUGAUUAUUCAUUUUUUUCUGAUAGUCUCUUAUUCAAUCAAUCUGUAAAAUUUUCUGUUUCGACCUUUCCAAAAACAAAGCUCUGCUAUACUUGAAAACAUGUUGUAUGUGAUGAGACCAUAAUUCAGUUGAUACAAUUGUGAUGAAUAAUCCAAACCCUAUCUGAUGCAAUGGUAUUUUUCAUUGAUCGUCCCUUGAUAUUAUAAACCAUUCAUUACUUUUUUCUUUUUAAUUUACUUUUGUACCUUCUUGAGUUGUAAUUUCAAAUGAGCGUGACAAAUUGCAUAUGAUGAGACCAUAGUUCAGUUGAUGAAACUGUGAUGAAUAAUCUUUCGCUCCUAUCUGAUGCAAAGGAAUUUGCGAAUCAAUUAACCCUUAAUAAUGAAUAAUGAAUUAAUACUGAAUAUUCCAAAUCAUUCAUUACUGUUGCACCAUCUUUAGUUGUAAACGCAAAUGAGUUAGUUCAAUAAAUUGCAAAUGAUGAGAUCAUAGUUCAGUUGAUGAAACUGUGAUGAAUAAUCUUUCGCUCCUAUCUGAUGCAAUUAAAUUUUCAAAUUUAUAAUGAAUACUCUAAAUCAUUUAUUACUUUCUCGU
Molecule: messenger RNA, 2014 nt
Organism: Nilaparvata lugens (brown planthopper)
Lineage: Eukaryota; Metazoa; Arthropoda; Insecta; Hemiptera; Delphacidae
Gene: RpL28
Product: 60S ribosomal protein L28-like
Exons: 5
Coding region: 473-889 (138 amino acids)
Biological process (GO): translation
Cellular component (GO): cytosolic large ribosomal subunit; ribosome
Molecular function (GO): structural constituent of ribosome
Source: RefSeq, a predicted model, not a curated record